AAUAAGUUCUCAAUUGUAUGACAUUGCCCCGGUCCCCCAAAAAGAUCCUUAUCUCCAAGAAUAAGAAAACAAACAAAAAUGAAUCUAAAUCCAACCCCACCCCAUAUUAAUCAAACAAAUUCCUUCAUCUUCUGAUCUUCAUGUUCAUCUAAUUUUUCCAUCGCCCCAAAUCCCAGCCGUCUGAUCAAAUGUCAUCACCGUCAAUCUCAUCGUCCUCAGCCUUCUCUAUAAUCUGCGCCCUCCACUCAUUGAUCGCCAUAACAAGCGGCACUCUGAUGAUGUUCCACAUGAAAGAAAUCUACACCUUCACGCACGGUCUCCACACAGCCACCGUACUAAUGGGGUCCACUCCGCACGACCAGCUUCUGAUUCGGACCUCCGAUUCGUUCUCCGGGCUGUUACUUUUUGCAAUUGGGUUCUUGAUUUUCAUGGUUUCGUUUGUGAAAGAUCGGGAGUUUCAAUCUUUUUUUGCUAAAGGGUGCGUUGUUCUUCAUGUUUUUAUGGCGAUUUGGAGGAUUGUUUUCGAGAGGAGAGUUGACGUGUUGGCUUGGGAUUGGUUGAGGCAGACUAUUGGUGAUUUUUUGUUGGGACUUUCUUGGGUUUUUUUUCUUGUUUAUUCUUGGAGAGAGAAGUAUGAUUGAUUAUAUUAAACUAUAUUAAACGGUUUUUCUUUUUGUAAUGUGAUUUCCACGUAAUUUUUGCUUUUGAUUUUGUUGUAAUUUGGUUCAGGUGUAUAGAUGGAUUGUAAUUUGUAGUGGCAUGAAUUGGAGAUUGUAUAUGAAUCAAAUUAGCUUUUUCUUUUGAUUAUCGCAAA
Molecule: messenger RNA, 814 nt
Organism: Mercurialis annua (annual mercury)
Lineage: Eukaryota; Viridiplantae; Streptophyta; Magnoliopsida; Malpighiales; Euphorbiaceae
Exons: 1
Coding region: 189-641 (150 amino acids)
Source: RefSeq, a predicted model, not a curated record